Messenger RNA from Bombyx mandarina (wild silkworm), 3780 nucleotides. RefSeq names its product A kinase anchor protein rugose (gene rg). Gene Ontology annotation, biological process: intracellular protein localization. Gene Ontology annotation, cellular component: cytosol; membrane. Gene Ontology annotation, molecular function: protein kinase binding. The record is from RefSeq and is a predicted model, not a curated record. Lineage: Eukaryota; Metazoa; Arthropoda; Insecta; Lepidoptera; Bombycidae.
CCACCAUAUACAAAUUUCAUCUAAAACCGCGAUCUGAUACCGCGAAACUGCUUGAUAAACAGAAUUCUCUGUAAAAUUUUAAGCACAAAUAGCUCUUCUAGCUAUUCCUAUGUUUGUGUAAUUCAGUUCGAUGUAGCCUGCAGUGAAUGGGAGGCCAUAAAAUAUGUUUUUCAUUUUGCUCCGAGUAUGUGACAUUUCUGUAAGUGCAACUCUUUACUGUGCAUGUACUUAAGUCUAGUAUCGACGAUCGCAACUUGCACUUGUGUUUCAUCAGAUUUCAGCGGCCAUCACUUCUUAAUAUUUCAUUGUUAAAUGGACGUUCUCACAUUGAACUAUUUAUGACGCGCCUCAAUGAUGUCUCCGCGGCAGCUGAUGCGCAACUCAAACAUGACGCAGAAGUGGCAGCGACGGGAGAUCUCCAACUUCGAGUACCUCAUGUUCCUGAAUACCAUUGCAGGUCGCACGUACAACGACCUGAACCAGUACCCCGUGUUCCCGUGGAUCCUCACCAACUAUGAGAGCGAAGAACUCGACCUUAGCCAGCCUUCAAACUUCAGGGAUCUAUCAAAGCCCAUAGGUGCAUUGAACCCCAGCCGACGUGCGUACUUCGAGGAGCGGUAUAACACGUGGGAGCACGAGUCCACGCCCCCCUUCCACUACGGCACACACUACUCCACUGCUGCCUUCGUGCUCAAUUGGCUCGUUCGAAUCGAGCCAAUGACGACAAUGUUCCUAGCGCUGCAGGGAGGUAAAUUCGAUCAUCCGAACAGACUGUUUUCCUCCAUCGCCAUGUCAUGGAAGAACUGCCAACGCGACACAUCCGAUGUUAAGGAACUGAUCCCCGAGCUGUUCUUCUUGCCUGAAAUGCUGAUAAACAGCUCCGGCUACAAGCUAGGCAUCCCAGAGUCUCCGUCCGGUGACGUCAUUCUUCCACCAUGGGCUUCAUCCCCUGAAGAGUUCAUCCGCAUCAACCGCAUGGCCUUGGAGUCGGAGUUCGUCAGCUGCCAACUUCACCAGUGGAUCGAUCUCAUCUUUGGAUACAAGCAGCGAGGGCCGGAAGCAGUACGGGCCACCAACGUGUUCUACUACCUCACGUACGAGGGCGGAGUCAGACUCGAUCAGAUCACGGAGCCCGUGACCAGGACCGCCGUGGAGGACCAGAUCCGCAGCUUCGGCCAGACCCCAGCGCAGUUGUUGAGCGAGCCGCACCCGCCACGCGCGUCUGCGCUACACCUGGCGCCGCUGAUGUUCGCGGCGGCCCCCGACGACGUCUGUCUGCGCCUCAAGCUGCCCUCCAACGCGGCCGUCGUGCACGUCUCCGCCAACACCUACCCGCAGCUGGCGAUGCCGGCUGCUGUCACGGUGAGCGCAGCGCGUGCCUUCGCGGCCCACCGCUGGGCGGCGGGGGGCUGCGCGCACUCCGCCCGCCACGCGCCCGACGCGCAUCCGCCCCCCCACCCCCACCCGCUACUCAUGGACCCUGUCUGGGCCGCUGGAGGGGCGCAGGCGCUGGCGCGGAGGCAGCUCGGCGACAACUUCAGCCAGCGGGUCCGCGCGCGCUCCAACUGCUUCGUGACGACCGUCGACUCCAAGUUCCUCAUCGCGGCCGGCUUCUGGGAUAAUAGCUUUAGGGUCUUCUCAACUGAAACUGCUAAAAUAGUGCAAAUAAUAUUCGGUCACUACGGCGUGGUGACGUGCGUUUGCCGGUCCGAGUGCAACAUCACCUCGGACUGCUACAUCGCGUCUGGCUCCGAGGACUGCACCGUGCUGCUCUGGCAUUGGUCCGCCCGGCACGGCGGCAUCGUCGGCGAGGGCGACAGUCCGGCGCCGCGCGUGACGCUCACGGGACACGACGCGCCCGUCAACGGCGUGCUCGUCUCCGCAGAACUCGGACUCGUCAUCUCCUCCUCGCUCAACGGUCCGGUGCUGAUCCACACGACGUUCGGCGAGGUGCUGCGCUCACUGAGCAGCGGGGAGGCGUCGGGUCCGCAGCAGCUGGCACUGUCCCGGGAGGGCGUGCUGGUGGUCGCGUACGCCAAGGGACACCUCGCCGCCUACACCCUCAACGGACGGAGGCUCAGGCAUGAGACGCACAACGAUAACUUCCAGUGCGUGGUGCUGUCCCGGUGCGGCGAGUACGUGGUGUGCGGCGGCGCGGCCGGCGUGGUGGAGGUGUGGCGCGCCGCCACGCUGGCGCCGCUCUACGCCUUCCCGCCCGCCGGUGCACCCGUCGCCUCACUCGCGCUCUCGCACGACCAGAAAUUCCUGCUAGCAGGUCUUGAAAACGGUUCCCUGGUUGUUUUCCACAUAGACUUCAACAGAUGGCAUCACGAGUACCAGCAAAGAUAUUGAGGCUUGAUAAACACUAGUUUCUAAACGAACUAGAUUUAAAAAGAAAUCAAUUAUAAAUUUAUAUAUAAUACAAAAAGCAAUGUUAGCGACAACAUAAUGUUAGGUUAGAUCGGUUAGUUCGCGUGACAAACAGUGUAUCGUUUUGAUAAUAUUGUGAGUGUUGUGACUAAUGUAAUGUGAAUCGACUAAAAUGUUAAACACUAUUUACAACAAGAUCAAAAAUAAUAUGGUAAAAAUUGGUCUUUCCUGAUAUAAUAAAAUUGAAAAACGCGACUUUUUGUUGUUGUCCGUUAUAUUGACAUAAUAUUGUUUGAAAUUCAAACAUAGCAGCUACAAUUUGACACCAGAGAUAUGACUGAAUUUUUUAUUGUUAAUUAAAUGGCGUGGUACUUAACAUGGCAUCAUUUUAACAUUCCAUUUACAAUAUUAUCUUAUUUCAAAAAUCCAAACGUUAAGCUUUAACCGUUAUUAAUGUUAUUUAAAAUAAAGUUAUAUAAUUUUCAUAAUUGAAAUUCAUUGACAGCUAUAGAGUAGUACCUAAGUAGAUAUUUUAUGUAAUAUUUUAGUAGUGCCAUAGAAAAGCUGCUAUUUUUUUCAUUAAAUCCAGAGACAAUUUCGCUUAUUCGCUAUUUAUACUUGCAAUUAACUUAUGAUUAGAUCUCUUUUGAUUAUUUGACGUCCAAGUAUUAUAAUAGAAGUUUAAGGUGCAAUAUUUUCAAUGAUUUGUUUAUUUACAUAAUCUAAUCAAACUUGUCACAUUUGUUUUCUUUAACUUAUCCCCACAUACUGGUAACAUCAAUAUUUAUUAUCAACUUGAAAUUUUAAAAUGUACUGGAAAUCACCAUGGCCUAGAAAAUAUUUCGGGGAAGAAAUGACAGAGACAAAAUAAGCACGUGUCUCUCUUGUUGUGCUUAUACUGCAUACAGCCCUGCCCAACUAAAGAUAUUCGCCGCUGUCCACUGUUGUUGUUAUACUUUUUCAUGUAAAUUCGAGUCCGACAUGGUCGGUCAUGUUGGCAAGAAAGGAAUUGUAAUUGAUAAUUUUAUAAGCAAUCACAUCUUUAUAGUCGAAUAGAAAUUAAGUCUAUAAUUAUAUUCUUCGCAAGCAUUCGCUAUGGAUAUUUGGGCCGUUAUAAUUAACUUCAAGCACUUCCAGCAUCUAUUUUUCACGCUCAACUUUAUUAAAUUUUAGGACGAUUUUAUCUAAAUACUAUUAAAAGAAGUCCAAAAUUUCUAUUGUGAAAUGUUAAAUAAACAAAUCAUUUUAUUUUAUUAUACAUGUAGAAGAUCUAGUAUUAUUUACUUGAAACAUUCCAAUUUUCCUUAUUUCCUCAAAAUGUGGUGGAGGGUAUGUAACUAAGUACUUAAUUUUAAUAUAUUAGUUGAAAUUGUUGUAAUUUUUUGGUUUUAUUAAAUGGUUAUAUUAUGA